Messenger RNA from Lindgomyces ingoldianus, 1818 nucleotides. RefSeq names its product MFS general substrate transporter. The record is from RefSeq and is a predicted model, not a curated record. The transcript has 3 exons. Gene Ontology annotation, biological process: transmembrane transport. Gene Ontology annotation, molecular function: transmembrane transporter activity. The coding region runs from base 49 to 1728 and encodes 559 amino acids. Lineage: Eukaryota; Fungi; Ascomycota; Dothideomycetes; Pleosporales; Lindgomycetaceae.
AACACUAGUAGUUGUAUACUACUUCUCUUCAUCCCAUUGUCAGCCAUCAUGGGUUUCCUCGGCAUCCUCGAAGACUCCAAGCUGCAGCAUGUCCCGGCGACUGUCAUCCUCAGUGAAGAGCAAUCGGUGACGCAUGAUGCUACAGCAGGCCUAAGGCACGGGACUGGGAAAGAUGCAGACAUCAUUCUAAUUCCCCAACCCUCCGAAGACCCUAAUGACCCACUGAACUGGUCUAACGCUCGGAAAUGGACCAUCAUCACCAUCAUUGGCUUCGGCUCGACCCUCUACGCUUCCGUCCUUGCUCCUCUUCUCUCCCCAGCUCUUGUUGUCAUUGCUAUGGCCUUCCACAAGGAGGUCGGCGAUAUCACUCAAAUCUCUGGGUACAUGCUUCUCGUCACGGCAUGCUCCGGCCCCAUCGUAUGCGCUCUGUCGAGGAAGUAUGGUAAGAGGCCUUUACUCGUAAUCUCAUCGCUCUUUGGGCUGCUCGGAACGAUCAUCGGAAGUGCUACGAAUAGCUAUGAAGGUCUUCUUGCUGGGCGUAUCAUCCAAGGCGGCUCAGUUUCUGCCUUCGAGAGUCUAGUGGUCUCCAUGAUUGGAGAUCUUUUCUUCGUCCAUCAGCGCGGUUUCUUCAUGACCAUCAUGCAAUUCAUCCUCGGCGCUGCCUCCAACUUUUCCGCCAUCAUCGUUGGUCCCAUCGCAACUAAUCUUGGCUGGAAAUAUCUCUUCCACAUCCUGAUCGCCUUCACCGCUGUCGAAACCGUGCUCCUCAUCCUCUUCGUCCCGGAAACAGCAUACAACCGCGACCACAGAUACGACAUCGACGAACUCGCCGACGACAAACUAGCCGACCUCGCAGCUGCGGAAAAACGCCACGCCCACCCAUCUGAUAUAAAGUCCUCCAACGACGAUAUCGUCAAAGUAGAAACCCGCGGUUCCACAACACCUCCCGCGUCCCGCGCUAAGAAAACCUUCGUCCAAGAGCUUGCCUUAUUCUCUGGCACCUACUCCGACGACAACCUCCUCCAACUCUUCAUCGCCCCCUUCGCGGUCUGCACCAACCUCGCCGUCCUCUGGGUCGUCAUCGUCACGGGCGGGCUCACCGCAUUCUUCGUCGCACAGUCCUACGAUAUGGCGCAAAUAUUUAUGUUCCCGCCCUACAACCUCUCCGCCGCCGGGGUUGGAUAUCUUUCCCUCGGCCCCUUCCUCGGCGGACUUCUUGGCUCCGUAUUCCUAGGCGCCACGCUUGACCCCCUGAUCCGCUGGUGUGCCAAAAAGAAUGGAGGAAUCUACGAACCAGAGUAUAGAUUAUUAGGCAUGAUACCCUCGAUCCUCACAACUGUCGGCCUCUUCGCUUUCGGCUACAUGUGUGAACACAAAUACUCCUACUACGCAACGGCGACAAUGCACGGCAUGGAUUUGUUCGGCAUUGUCUGCGCCGCUAUCUCCGCAUCUGCCUACAUCAUUGACGCAUAUCGCGAUAUGUCGUCUGAAGUCUUUAUUGUGAAUAUGGUGUUUAAGAAUCUGUUGUUUUAUGGGUUUAGUUAUUUUGUGAAUGAUUGGACGGCGAGGGAGGGGCCGGCGAAGGUGUUUUAUGUUUUUGGGGGUGUGAGUGCCGCGAUGAUAUUGACGACGCCGGUGUUCUUUUAUUGGGGGAAGAGGUAUAGGAGUUUUUGGUGUAGGCAUAACGUGCUAGAUAAAUGGGGGAUUAGGACGCAUGCGGAGAUGUGAAGGGUGAGGGUCCUGCCGCCUGUGGAUUAGAUUUGGGUUUAAGCGACCUAACUAUGGGAUGGGACGGAAUGAGGGUUCAGAAGUGGGUAG